Haliotis rubra (blacklip abalone) is the source of this 3207-nucleotide messenger RNA. RefSeq names its product neuropeptide Y receptor type 5-like. Gene Ontology annotation, molecular function: neuropeptide Y receptor activity. The transcript has a single exon. Gene Ontology annotation, cellular component: membrane. Lineage: Eukaryota; Metazoa; Mollusca; Gastropoda; Lepetellida; Haliotidae. The coding region runs from base 792 to 2003 and encodes 403 amino acids. The record is from RefSeq and is a predicted model, not a curated record. Gene Ontology annotation, biological process: G protein-coupled receptor signaling pathway.
AGUAUGGCAGAUUCACAGGGAAUCAAGCACGGGACAGGAAGCACCAAGCUUUGGCUGACACAAACUGCAGUUUGAUUCAAGGCUUAUAUGCAAGGCAAAGGGAGAUGGAUCCAUGAAACGAUGGGGUCAUCAACAAUCUCUGGAGUUUUGUAACGGACAUCUAUCAUUGUCGGACUGAUAGCUGACAGGCAGCAACUGAUGACUCUAGCCCGUAAUAGACAUGUUCUCUGCUGGUUUCAGUGUGUUUUAACUGACAGCACGGAUGGUUCAUUUAAGGGUCAUCACACGAAGACAGAACCUGAUAUGCGUCCUAAGGACACUGAGUGACUAUAUGUCCUAAUGGACAUGGGAAAUUGGAAGUCGAUCGAUUUUCAAAAUUAAUAGCAGUGUAGAUGUUGUGUAGUACGAGUGAUUAAGAAGAACCAUCUCAGUCUCAUGUCGCCCUCCUGGAUAAAACAUGAUAGUCACACACGCAAAGAUACCUUCAUGCUUGCUAAGACGAUAACUUGUUCCAUGUUGAUGGUGUGUGGUUGAACAUCAAGUGGGAUUAUUUGUGGAGGUGUAAAGGAAUGCGAAAACUGUCCCUUUGAUGUGGCACACAUUGGGUACGUGGUAGACGAAUGUUUCCGAAGUGAUACAGAAGCAAGACGAAAAUAUCAUUAAUUACUGACGUGCUGGGACUUGCAACAGCAAUCUGUCAUACAUGGCUACAUGUGCAAUGGUGACAUUCGAUUGGACUCAUUGGAAUAAAUUCUCUGUUCCAUAUUUGUAAAGAUCUCGGAGACAGCAGCAUGAUGGCCGCCGGGAAUAAGAGUUCUGGGGACCGGAUAGCCCUUCUCCCGGCGGAUCUAUAUGCCUAUUUCGACAUGUCGGAUCUCGACCAGUCGGGGAACUAUUCUCUCGAAGACUUUAUGAAGGUUGCUACGGAAUAUAAGGAAUCUGAUCGCUGGUUCGAUGGGCUGACUGAACUCUGUCUCACAUUGAGCUUCUCCUUGCUGAUGCUUAUAGGUAUCUCCGGUAACAUUACUGUUGGGCUGGUCAUCCUGCGGAGGAGGUCGUCACAGUCGACUCGCAACUGGUACAUUUUUAAUCUAGCUGUGUCGGACAUUUUAACGUGUAUAUUUUGUAAACCCUUUCUCAUCCUGAGAAUGAUCCUAAAGAAUUGGGAUAUCGGCGUAUUUAUGUGCAAACUAGUGCCUACUUUACAAACAACAUACGUACUCGUAUCAACACUCACGAUCUUAGCCCUGGCAGUGGAUCGGUACAAGGCAAUUCUGUACACGUCAGGAAAGGAUCGGAAUGUCAAGAUAACGCGAUAUAUUAUUCCAACUAUAUGGGCGGUGUCAUUGUUCGUGGCACUCCCGAUAUUCUUGACGCAUGAAGUGGAACAUGUGAUUGGAUUUAAUGGCGUUCCCUUAUACUCUAUCUGCCGUGAGAAAUGGAAUUCCUAUGUCCUACUGACAAUAUACACUAUAUUCGUUCUGCUAAUCCAGUACCUAUCACCGAUGGUUUCUAUAAUAACCCUUCAUGUUAAAAUAUGUCAGUUCCUCGGAGUAAGGAUCCACACACGGGGUGCCCAAAUGAGAGAUAUGCACAACAUACGCCGGAAAUUGUCACGACACCGUAAGAAUAUUCUUCUUUUGACGAGCAUGGCGGUAUCGUUCGUAGUAUCCUGGCUUCCACUGACUUUAGUGAACAUUAUAGCUGAUAUUGACUACCGUACAUUCGAGCAUACGGACUUCCCGUUGAUCCACGCCGUGUGUGUGCUUGUUGCCUUUACAUCAGUGUGUGUCAAUCCUGUCAUCUAUGGCUGGUUCAAUUCAAACUUUAAGCGGGAUCUCCGGAGAUUAUGUAAUCUCAACCCGUCCUAUAAGUGCUCAAAGUAUGUGCUCAUCUUUCGGAGAUCGAGCAGAAACCCGGACAUAAGUCUCUUAAUAUCUACCCUACCACGUGACGUCACUGCUUCGCCACGUGCAGAGGAGGCACACGACACAGCUUUAUGACAUAUGGGGCUACCCCUUGCGCGGAUUAACGUUCGUGGUACGGGGAUGUGUGAGAUUAGACUUAAUCUAUGUCGGAAUAGGGUACGACGACCACGACGGCGGAAGAUCAGUGUUAUUCGAAGUUAGCAAGAUGGGUUAGUCAGUCCAUAAGAAUGGAUCUGCCUAAAACAUUUAGAAAAUGGAAAAUGUACAUCUUACAGCUGUUUAUGCUUCCUUAACCUGGUGUUUUCUUCGCUUUACGGUUACGUUAAGCGCAUAUAUUUGUAGCAAACGUUUAUGUCGAUAUUUGUACUUUGGGAUUUUAGAACGGUUCGUGGAAUAUUGACAAACACUGACUUCUAUGUAACAUGGCGCCAUACUUAUCAGUCUUUGCAGUUUAUAUGGUUUCUAUUUUCAAGUGUCCUUUUACAAACCUUCCUUACCUGAACUGUCAUAUCAACUACGAAAUGGGCUGAUGUUGCUGAAUGUUGUUUGAACAGCAAACACUUUUUACGACUCCAUUUCUUCUCAGUGAUUAAAUCUGUCAGAGUGGGUGGGCACAGUCUGAUCGACUUGUAAUGGAUUCGAAAUUCAUAUUCCCCCGUUGUGGUAAUUUCGUGAGUCGUGGGUAGAAUACAUUUUAUUUGGGUUUCCCAAAUGCGUGAAUCGUUUCCACCUGCAACACGUCCACGUUAAGGUGGAACGUCUUGAUAUAACUGAAAUAUUGUUCAUUAUGGUAUGCAACCACUCACAGACUCAUUCUGUAAAGUAGUUCAUCGUUUUGCUUUGUAAUAUAUGCUGAGCCAUAGACAAUGCUCUAGGAGUAAGCCGUCCUCCAUGUCAAUACAAUGCGUUUAAAUAUACCAGAAAACUCCAUGAUGGGAAACUCCAUGAUCCUUCAAAUGAAUUAUCACAGCGUUACCCUGAUCCCAAUUUUAAUGCUGAUUACUGUUUACACAACUGUAAUGUACAUCUCAUAUAACAUUUCCCUUAAAUAUAUGUUACAAAGGCCAUAUGAUUCUUGUUUCAAGUACGAUGACGUCAACGCAAGUUACGGUUACUGUUGGUAGUUUUCUUCAUGAACAGCGGUGUCGCCUGGUGCACGUGGUAAUGUGUUAAGUAGUCUUGUCCAACACUUCAGCUUUAAUCCCACAUAGGUGUUUGUCAUGCCUGUUUUAUGCUAUGCGAUUGGUUUGUUGGAAUAACUCAAAAGUGACAUAAGUAU